Molecule: messenger RNA, 1586 nt
Organism: Panthera uncia (snow leopard)
Lineage: Eukaryota; Metazoa; Chordata; Mammalia; Carnivora; Felidae
Gene: BSDC1
Product: BSD domain containing 1
Exons: 11
Coding region: 104-1387 (427 amino acids)
Cellular component (GO): cytoplasm
Source: RefSeq, a predicted model, not a curated record
CUUUCGAGCUCCAGCCCCGCUCCCUCCCUUUCUCCGCUCCGCUCCCGCGCCUCCGCGGUCCAGCUAGAGGGACGAACGUGGCCCUUAGCAGCCACCGUAUCCGAUGGAGGACGUGGGAUGGUGGCGGAGCUGGCUGCAGCAGAGCUACCAGGCAGUCAAGGAGAAGUCCUCCGAAGCCUUGGAGUUCAUGAAGCGAGACCUGACAGAGUUCACCCAGGUGGUCCAGCAUGACACGGCCUGCACCAUUGCAGCCACAGCCAGUGUGGUCAAGGAGAAGCUAGCUACUGAAGGCUCCUCGGGGGCAACAGAGAAGAUGAAGAAGGGGUUGUCUGACUUCCUAGGGGUGAUCUCCGACACCUUCGCUCCCUCACCAGACAAGACCAUAGACUGCGAUGUCAUCACCCUGAUGGGCACACCCUCUGGCACAGCUGAGCCCUAUGAUGGCACCAAGGCUCGCCUCUACAGCCUGCAGUCAGACCCGGCAACCUACUGCAAUGAACCAGAUGGGCCCCCGGAAUUGUUUGACGCCUGGCUUUCCCAGUUCUGCUUGGAGGAGAAGAAGGGGGAGAUCUCAGAGCUCCUUGUAGGCAGCCCCUCCAUCCGGGCCCUCUACACCAAGAUGGUCCCAGCAGCUGUUUCCCAUUCAGAAUUCUGGCAUCGGUAUUUCUAUAAAGUCCAUCAACUAGAGCAGGAGCAGGCCCGGAGGGAUGCCCUGAAGCAACGGGCAGAACAGAGCAUCUCUGAAGAGCCUGGCUGGGAGGAGGAAGAAGAGGAGCUUGUGAGCGACUCACCCAUCUCUGCAAAAGAGGCAAAGGUUCCUGUGGCCAAAACCUCCACGUCCCCUGAAGGAGGACCUGGCCCCCUGAGCCCCUGUGAAGAGAAUCUGAUGACUCCAGCCGAGCCUCCAACAGAGGUGACUCCUUCAGAGAGCAGUGAGAGCAUCUCCCCCGUGACCCAGAUCGCCAAACCUGCCACUGCAGCUGAGGCACCCGUGUUGCCCAAGGACCUGUCCCAGAAGCUGCUAGAGGCAUCUUUGGAGGAACAGGGCCUGGCUGUGGAUGUGGGUGAGACUGGACCCCCGCCCCCAGCUCAGUUCAAGCCCCACACCCCUGCUGGCCGCCCCAGCGGCCCAGAGCCUAGGCCUCCAGCCAGAGUAGAGACUCUGAGGGAGGAGGUACUCACAGACUUACGGGUGUUUGAGCUGAACUCGGACAGUGGGAAGUCUACGCCCUCUAACAAUGGAAAGAAAGGCUCAAGCACGGACAUCAGUGAGGACUGGGAGAAGGACUUUGACUUGGACAUGACUGAAGAAGAAGUACAGAUGGCACUCUCCAAAGUGGAUGCCACUGGGGAGCUGGAAGAUGUAGAGUGGGAGGACUGGGAAUGAGGGGCCAGAGCGUGCAGCUCCCCCGCCCACAGAACCUCCCACCCCCUCGCUCACCUCAGCCCAGCCCUGGAAGACACUGACUGAGAAUGUCCCCCCAAUGGCUUCUGUCAACCAGACCUCUGGGUGGCUCUUUACUGGUCUUUUGGGCCUCUGCUCACAUCUGGGAAGGGGCUCACUAAAUCCAAACCAGGAACUCUGA